Daphnia carinata is the source of this 1283-nucleotide messenger RNA. Its product is annotated as zinc finger Ran-binding domain-containing protein 2-like. Lineage: Eukaryota; Metazoa; Arthropoda; Branchiopoda; Diplostraca; Daphniidae. Gene Ontology annotation, biological process: RNA processing. The transcript has 7 exons. The coding region runs from base 131 to 1027 and encodes 298 amino acids. Gene Ontology annotation, molecular function: RNA binding; lipopolysaccharide binding. The record is from RefSeq and is a predicted model, not a curated record.
GCUAGAACUGCUUCAGUUUCAUUUUCUAGCAACUACGGAUCCGUUAUUGUAAUUGUAAACUGUUUACUGCCAUUUAAUCUACAGUUUAGCGGAUUGAUCUGUACCACGGAGAACUUUAAUAGAUUUAUAAAUGGCUACGAAAUUUAGACCUGGUGAUGGUGAUUGGACAUGUCCUGACGAAAGCUGUGGGAACGUCAAUUUUGCACGGAGAAGUGCCUGCAACCGUUGUGGCAAAGCUAAAGAAGGUUUUGUUUAUUUAGAAUUCUUAUUUUGCAUGCUCAGUGUAAUAAAGUACUGUUUGAUUCUUACAGAUGAUAAAGCUAAGGCAAAAAAACUUGGCAUGGAAAUUGGGAAAGAUGCAGCCGAAAAAAGCAAAGGUCUUUUCAGCGCUGAUGAUUGGAUGUGUACUAAGUGUGGUAAUGUUAACUGGGCCAGAAGGUCAACUUGUAAUGUGUGCAAUGCCCCUAGAUUUGGAGAAGUGGAAGAACGAACAGGUUAUGGAGGUGGUUACAAUGAACGUGGAACUGUUGAAUAUAAGGAAAGACAAGAAUCUGACGACGAAUUUGAUGAAUUUGGACGAAUAAAGAAAAAGUUUCGAAAAAAUGAUGUAAAAAACUCACCGUUGAACGAACUACCUUCAACGUCACGUGAUCAACACGCCGUAGCGGACGAUGAAGAGGAGGAGGAAGAAGAUGAUGAUGACGAUGGAGAUCUAUCAAAAUACGAUCUUAGUGGUUGGGGUGAUGAUGACAAUGAAAAUCCGGAAGAAAAGAAGUCUUCACCCAUGAACGAUGUCCCGGCAAAAUCAGAAAAUGGUAGCAAAUCUACCGCAGCGCGUCAAUCAGAAAAGUCCAGGUCCCCUUGUCGAUCCAGAUCGUCUUCUCGUUCCGGUUCUAGGUCAAGCAGGAGCAGAAAGUCGGAUAAGCGCAGUGAUCGCCGUCGACGCCGUUCUAGAUCUACCAGUGACUACUCUCGCAGCCGUUCGCGGUCAAGGUUUGGUUUGCCACUGAUGGGCUUUCAUUUCUAGUUUUAGAAAUAAGUUUUGGGGAAUAUUGAGAAAACUUCUCUUCCAUAUUGGAUUCUGCUGUUAAUAGGUCUCGUUCCAGGAGCCGCAGACGUCGCUAAAUAAAUCUUCAAGUUCAAUUAGAAUAAGCUGAUUGAAUGUCGACCGAAUCGCUUGCAAACUAUUCGCUUUUCGCCCAUGAUUUAGUUAUUUAGUAUUCAUUUUUCACUUUACUGCAAUUUAUUUUCUCAUUGCAGAAAUAAACAACAUUUACUUCCAA